Messenger RNA from Harpia harpyja (harpy eagle), 4066 nucleotides. RefSeq names its product interphotoreceptor matrix proteoglycan 1 (gene IMPG1). The record is from RefSeq and is a predicted model, not a curated record. Bases 657 to 3971 code for a protein of 1104 amino acids. The transcript has 17 exons. Gene Ontology annotation, biological process: visual perception. Lineage: Eukaryota; Metazoa; Chordata; Aves; Accipitriformes; Accipitridae.
GAGGCUUCCAAGACAUAUGCAGUGGAAAAGCUGAGUAUAGUAUGUUCUUUCAGACAAAGCUGUCGUCUUCUUCAAAGGAAGUUCCCUGGGUUUUAUGAUAACUCAUGUGGAAAUAGCACAAUUAGCUCUCCCCGUGAUUUCACCUCCGCUCACAUGCUGUACCUCCGGAAUGCCCAAAAGAUCAAUGUUCGAAGGCAAUGGGCACUAGAAGAGACUUCCGUUGUUUAUCAUGGUGCUCCUGAAGUCUUCUGGGGUUGACAGAUGCUGCUCCAGAAGGUUAAUAAGAUGAAGAAAGCUCCUCCAGCUGGACCGUAAGAGGGAUUAUGUCUGAGCAGCAGAUAAACAGAUUAUUCCAGAAACAGACACUGCUUUUUUUUAAAACUUCGUCACUCUUGUCUUACCACUCCAGUCCCCCAGGCUAGAAGUGUGUGCGUUGGAGGGGUUUGUCCAGCUCUUGCAUUCUGGCACCUGUUGCAUGCACUCUUUGCUUAGUUGCAAUUCAAUGCAGUCCAAGGCUGGGGACACCUGAAAAAUAAUAAGAGGGAAGACAUUUGGGGAUUUUAGUUCUUUAAGAAAACAAAAUUCUUCUACUUGACCUAAGUAUUGUUAUUUCCUGCAUGAUUGAUCUUGAAAACUGUGAAUGAUCAAUAGACAGCAUGCAUUUGAAAACUGGAUUAAUAUUCUUGAUCAUUUGCCUUGCUCUCCAAGUUCAGGGAAGCAGAGAAAUCCCUAAUAAAAUAAACCGCAGUGAAGCCAAACAUCUUGCAGAUGCUUCAGGGUCAGACAAAACAGAAAGAACAACAAAAAGGUCCAGAGUAUCAACCAUAAGGCGGAUAUUUGACAUGGCAAAACACCGAACAAAGAGGUCAUCCUUUUUCUCAACUGGUGUGAAAGUUUGCCCACAAGAAUCAGUGAAGCAGAUUUUAGCCAGUCACCAAGCUUACUAUAGAUUAAGAGUCUGCCAGGAAGCUGUGUGGGAAGCCUUUCGUAUUUUUCUGGAUCGGAUUCCUGACACUUCUGAAUAUCAGAACUGGGUUACUGCCUGCCAGAGGGAAACUUUCUGCAUAUUUGAUAUUGGCAAAAACUUCAGCAAUUCCCAAGAGCACCUGGAAAUAAUCCAACGGCGAGUAAAACAUAGAACCUUCCAGGAAAGGAAAGAUGAAAUAUCCACAGAGAAAACAGGUGGCAAAAAGCAGGAAGACAUUCCUUCCAUUUCUACAGGCUCCCCUGGCACAUCCUUCUCUCCAUAUGCACCAGUACCUAAUGGCACACUGCUCAACGAAAUUGUUAACGACACGAAGACUCCUGUGAAGGAGCUGGGAACAAACACAGUCCCAGAACUGCCUGUGGAGCAAAUGGUAGAAUUCAGUGUCACUCUCACUGAUCAGGAGUACACAGCUGAACUUAAUGAUCCCAACUCCCCACAGUACCGACAACUAGCUGCCAAAUUUCAGCUACAGAUGCAAAAAAUAUUCGAGAAACUUCCAGGAUUCAAAGAAAUCCAUGUAUUAGGAUUUAAACAGAAGAAGGAGAAAGAUGGAUCAAGCAGCACUAUAGCACGAUAUGUGGUAAACUUUGAGAGAGAUGGCUCAGAAACCAAAAGCACAGCAGAUGACAUCUCAACUAUUGGAUCUAAUAAGGUUGAAAAUGAAAAAAUUCCACUUUCUCCAAAGGAAGAAAGGGAGAUACCAGCAACUAAACUGACAGUAACAGACCUUCAGCAACUGGUUGCCAUAGCACUCCACGAAGACCAGUCCCUGCCAAUGGACCUUGGAACACUUCAGUUUACUGAUGAAUCUGUUAUACCACCUAGUGAUUUUGAUAAUGAUAUCCAGGCCAUGGUCACUAUUCCUCUGGCAGGCCCUGAUUUGGAGGACUCCUUGAGUGUGGAACUCCCACUAGGUUACCCCAGCCCAGCAACAGUGGACCGAACAGGAGACAUCUUGGUCGAUGAAUUUACAACUGGAAUCCCUGUGCUAAGUGGAGACAUUGAUGCCCCUGAAGACUUUAAUAAUUUUGUUUCAUCUGAACCUAUGUUCCCUACCAAACCCUCCAGAGAACCAUUUCAGGACAAAUCUCCUCCAGACACAGAAGAUAUCACUACUGGCCACCAAAGUUUCACAGUGCCUUUUGAUGCUCUGGGUAGCACUAGCAGUCCUCCAAAACCAGAGGAUUCCUAUUUGCCUCCUCCAGCAGAUGAUUCUGCUAGCAAUGACUUAAUCACCAAUGGCUAUGAGUCUCCAAUGGAGCAGGCUACCACACUGGCAGUUUAUACCACAGGUAGCUUUACUCCACUUAAUUUCCUGCAAGCUGGAGAUGAGCAUAGUGAAGCUGAGGAGAAGAAAGAACUGACUGAUAUAACAGAACCACCUUUCAAGGAAGCUGAUCAAGAUAGCCUGUCUGGACAAGCAGUUAAGAUCAUGGAUGAACCAGAAUCAUCAGGCGAUGACAUUUUAGUUACAGCCAGCACUUACGAAACGUUGCCUUUCUUUAUUGGUUCAAGUGAUCUCUCUACCACGCAGCCUGAAGAUGUUAUUACAGACGUGCUACCAUCAGACCAAAGAGCACCGCUGCCUGCGGCAACCAGCCCAUCCUACAGCCGUUCGGAGAUCAUCGAACAGUCCCUUGAAGUCCCAGAUUCCUCAGUGCCCGCCUCUGAGAGCGUUACGCCCGAUGGCACCGGGACAGGAGUGCAGGACAUUGCUGCCGAGUUAGAUCACGUCGGUGCGAUGAGCACAGCAGCACUGGAGGAAGCGGAGCACGGCAGCGGUUAUAUCUCAGUGCUGACAACUGAGCCUGCAGAAGCCACCCCAGCUCCUACGCUGAAGUAUGUAACUACCAGCUCCAUGACAACCGCAGCCAAAGGCAAAGAGCUAGUAGUUUUCUUCAGCCUGAGGGUAACCAACAUGCACUUUUCUGAUGACCUCUUCAAUAGGAGUUCGACAGAAUACAAAGCACUAGAACAACAGUUCAUGCAAUUGCUACUUCCAUACCUUCAGUCCAACCUUACAGGUUUUAAGCACCUGGAAAUACUUAACUUCAGGAACGGAAGUGUGAUUGUGAACAGCAAAAUGAAAUUUGCCAGGACAGUGCCAUACAAUAUCACAGAAGCAGUACACUGUGUUUUGGAAGAUUUCUGUGAUGCUGCAGCCCAACACCUCAAUUUGGAGAUCGACAGCUAUUCCCUGGAUAUUGAGCCAGCUGAUCAGGCAGACCCAUGCAAAUUCAUGGCAUGUGACGAGUUUUCCGAAUGCAUAAUGAACGAGUGGACAAAAGAGGCUGACUGCCUUUGUAAACCUGGUUACGCAAGCCAAGACGGAUUACCCUGUCGGAGCCUGUGUGAGCUGGAACCGCAUCUUUGUGUCAAUGGUGGGAAAUGCCAGUUAGUUCCAGGAAGAGGAGCUGUCUGCAGAUGCCCUGCACGUAGACACGAGCUUUACCACGGACAGCGCUGUGCAAAAUUUGCUCCAGAACCCAUACAACCCUUCAUUUUUAAACCUCUCAUUCUUGGCUUACUAAGCCUCGUUUUUCUUCUCAUCAUUUUAAUUAUUAAGUUAAGAAGAAAAAGCAAAAGAAACUCUGAUUUGCAAAGUCCUACUCUCAACAGCUGCAAUUCAGAAAAUGCUGUAAGGAUUAAUCCUGCUUUUGAACAUGAUGAACCCAUAACUAGCUUUUGUCAUAUGGCUUGUAGUGUAAGUGCUUGUGUCAGUUCCUCAAGGAUCAUUGAUCACGAAGCAUUACACGAACUUGAAAACACAAUUCAGCGUGGAGGUAAAAUGCAUGGAAAUCCUUUUCUUACCCCUCAACAAACAGUCCCACCUCAAAUAGCAGGUCCAUCUUCAUGUAUUAACUCUACAACUAAAUCAAAUUUGACUCUCAUCUCUUGCUGCGCAAUUUCAGAACUAAAAAUACUAAUUCAUUUAUUUACGUUCCACAUUUACUGCUGUGUAGGUUUCAUAACAGGACUGUAGAACUGCUUUUCUUACAGCUCUCUUGCAUGGCUUUGGUGGUCCAUCCCAUCUGAGUGCUUCUUGUGAUUUACUGAAAUAAUUAAUCCUGUCUUUUG